Molecule: messenger RNA, 540 nt
Organism: Phaethon lepturus (White-tailed tropicbird)
Lineage: Eukaryota; Metazoa; Chordata; Aves; Phaethontiformes; Phaethontidae
Gene: CLEC3B
Product: C-type lectin domain family 3, member B
Exons: 3
Source: RefSeq, a predicted model, not a curated record
AACGCCAAACCCAGGCAAAAGCCGGUGGCUUCCAAGAAAGAUGGUGUAAGCCUCAAAAUGAUUGAAGACCUGAAGGCCAUGAUUGACAACAUCUCUCAGGAGGUUGCUCUACUGAAGGAGAAGCAAGCACUCCAGACAGUUUGCCUGAAAGGCACCAAAAUUCACCUAAAAUGCUUUCUUGCAUUUUCGGAGACCAAGACGUACCACGAGGCCAGCGAAAACUGCAUCUCGCAGGGCGGCACGCUCAGCACCCCGCAGAGCGGGGAGGAGAACGAUGCGCUCUACGACUACAUGCGCAAGAGCAUCGGCUCCGAGGCAGAGAUCUGGCUGGGCCUCAAUGACAUGGCAGCGGAAGGCAAGUGGGUCGACAUGACGGGUGGCCCCAUCCGCUACAAGAACUGGGAGACUGAAAUCACCACCCAGCCCGACGGCGGCAAGCUGGAAAACUGCGCAGCUUUGUCGGGGGCGGCCAUCGGCAAGUGGUUCGACAAGAGGUGCAGGGACCAGCUGCCCUACGUCUGCCAGUUCAUGAUCGUGUAG